Molecule: messenger RNA, 951 nt
Organism: Periophthalmus magnuspinnatus
Lineage: Eukaryota; Metazoa; Chordata; Actinopteri; Gobiiformes; Gobiidae
Gene: folr
Product: folate receptor
Exons: 5
Coding region: 93-833 (246 amino acids)
Cellular component (GO): external side of plasma membrane
Molecular function (GO): signaling receptor activity
Source: RefSeq, a predicted model, not a curated record
UCAACACUUGUGUGAGUGCAGCAGAGUUGUAUUGAAGGUGCCCAAGGAAAGAACAAAUUGGACAAAGGAAUCACCAGAUUCAUCUAACCAGAAUGAUGUGGUUGUUUGUGGCUAUGACUUUGCAGUGCUAUAGUCUUUGCAGUGGUGCUUCGUCUCUGGACAAACUGUCCAUGUGUAUGGAUGCCAAACACCACAAAACUACCCCUGGGCCUGAGGGAGAGCUGUACCUUCAGUGCGCACCUUGGCGUGAUAAUGCAUGUUGCACUGCGAAUACCAGCUCUGAGGCUCACCAGGACAACUCUUACCUGUACAACUUUAACUGGAAUCACUGUGGCAUUAUGAGUCCACAAUGCAAAAAACACUUCAUCCAAGACACCUGUUUCUAUGAGUGCUCUCCUCACUUGGGGCCAUGGAUAGAGGAAGCAAACCAGAGUUGGCGUAAGCAGCGCAUUGUGAAUGUGCCCCUGUGUUUAGAGGACUGCCAUAUUUGGUGGGAGGAUUGCAAGAAUGAUGUGACUUGCAAGACUGAUUGGCACAAGGGUUGGGACUGGAGCUCAGGCACCAAUAAAUGUCCAAAAGAUACGCAGUGCAGGAAGUGGACGGAUGUCUUUCCAACUCCUAAGGCCAUGUGUGAACAGAUCUGGUCCAAUUCCUACCUUUACACCACUCACUCCAAUACAUCAGGCCGCUGCAUGCAGAUGUGGUUCACUGGGGAGAAUCCAAACAAAAAAGUAGCUGAGUACUAUCUCCUUAACAGUGUGGACCAACAGCUCAAACUUUCCUUCACAGCUCUUCUCAUAUUGUGUGUGACACCUCUUUUUUUAGUUGUGUAAUCAAACACUUGAUGUGACAAACUUGAUUUACUUAUUCUGUACAGUCUGUUUUACUAUAAUAAUCAAUGCUUUAUACCUUACAUUUAUUAAUCUUAAUAUCUUUAAAUCAAUGUAAAAA